Molecule: messenger RNA, 1759 nt
Organism: Myotis brandtii (Brandt's bat)
Lineage: Eukaryota; Metazoa; Chordata; Mammalia; Chiroptera; Vespertilionidae
Gene: CASP9
Product: caspase 9, apoptosis-related cysteine peptidase
Exons: 9
Coding region: 1-1242 (413 amino acids)
Biological process (GO): regulation of apoptotic process; proteolysis; apoptotic process
Cellular component (GO): cytoplasm
Source: RefSeq, a predicted model, not a curated record
AUGAACGGCCUUAUGCAGCGCCAUGUGUUUCUUUCCAAACAGAGGGCCGGCUCUGGGUCUCGGCGCGAUCAGGCCAGGCAGCUGGUCAUAGAUCUGGAGACUCGAGGGAGUCAGGCCCUUCCUCUGUUCAUCUCCUGCUUGGAGGACACAGGCCAGCAGAGCCUGGCUUCACUGCUGAGAGCGAGUAGCCAAGCAGCAAGGCGGAAUCCGGAAGCCAUCAGACCCCUGGACCUCAGGCCUGUGGUGGUCAGACCAGAGGAGCUAAGAGUAGUGAAGCAGGAUCCGUCGAAGCUGACCCCAGGCAGACUCACUCCAGUGGCGUUGGGGCCAGAGGAGCUCUAUCCAGAGGUUCCCAGACCAGGGGUGCCCCGGCCAGUGGACAUUGGUGCUGGAGGAUACAGUGAUAUCCGUGCUCACGGGCGACGGAGGGGAAGCGCUGAUUUGGCGUACGCCCUGAACGCGGACCCUUGUGGCCACUGCCUCAUUAUCAACAACGUGAACUUCUGCCUUAAGUCGGGGCUCAGCACCCGCAAGGGCUCCCACGUGGACUGCGAGAAGCUGCAAAGAUGCUUCCGCUUGCUGCACUUCGCGGUGGAGGUGGAGAGCGACCUGACUGCCAAGGAAAUGGUCCAGGCUCUGAUGGAGCUGGCGCGGCGGGACCACAGGGCCCUGGACUGCUGCGUGGUGGUCAUCCUGUCUCACGGCUGCCAGGCCAGCCACCUCCAGUUCCCGGGGGCUGUUUAUGGCACAGAUGGGUGUCCUGUGCCUGUGGAGAGAAUCGUGAACAUCUUCAACGGGACCGGCUGCCCCAGCCUGGGAGGGAAGCCCAAGCUGUUUUUCAUCCAGGCCUGCGGGGGAGGGCAGAAAGACCAUGGGUUUGAGGUGGUCUCCGCUUCCCCUGAGGACAGGGCCCUUGACGGUAACCCGGAGCCAGACGCCUUCCCGUUCCAGGACCACCCCGGCCGCUACGACCAGCCGGACGCCGUGUCUAGUUUGCCCACACCGAGUGACAUCUUCGUGUCUUACUCCACCUUCCCAGGUUUUGUCUCCUGGAGGGAUACCAACAACGGCUCCUGGUACAUCGAGACCCUGGUUGGCGUUUUGGAGCAGUGGGCUCACUCGGAAGACCUGCAGAGCCUCCUGCUCCGGGUCGCUAAUGCUGUUUCGGAGAAAGGCAUUUACAAACAGAUUCCUGGGUGUUUUAAUUUCCUCCGGAAAAAACUCUUCUUUAAAACUUCAUGACGCCAGGGCCCCCGACCCCGCCUGACCCUUUACCCCCUAACCUUCCUGCUUUCCGCCCGGUGUCUGCAGAGGCCUGGGCUUUCCUUCAACUCCGGCUGUCCCCUGUGGAAGGAUUUUGUAGCCGUUGGAGGUCUGCUCUUUCUCAGCUGGUGGCAGACAGGCUCUUAGCAGCUUCCAAGUUGGAGACAAGCCACCGACCGACCGACGAUGGAGGGAGAGGAGCAGAAGAAUGCCGUGGAUGGCGUGCAGCUCCUCCCGCCCCCCUCAUGGCUGGCUGCCUGGCUAGCGACCGGGUCUGAUGCUUGUAUUUCCUGUAGAGCAGGGCUUCUCAGCCUCAGCACCUCUGCCAUUUGGGGCCAGACACUCCUCUGCUGGGGGUGGGUGCUGUCCUGUGCAUGGUAGGAUGUUUAGCAGCAUCCCUGGCGUCUACCCAGGAGGUGCCUGCGGUGACAUUUGCCCCGACUGCCAGUCGCAUCUCCCUCUGGACAGUGACAACCAAAAAUGCCUCCAGACACCA